AUGUCAACAGGAAGGGUACGAACGAAGAAAAAGGCAUGUUCUUCAGACCAGUCUCCGGACAGCCUUCCUCUGAGAAGUUCUGGAAGACAGGUGAAAAAGAAGGCGACUGAAGCAGCAGAUGAUGACGAUGAAGCAUCAGAGAAGAAAUAUAGAAAGUGUGAAAAAGCUGGAUGCACUGCAGCAUGUCCCGUUUGCUUUGCCAGUGCAGCUGAAAGAUGCGCUAAAAAUGGGUACACGUCUCGAUGGUAUCACCUUUCCUGCGGGGAACACUUCUGCAAUGAAUGCUUUGACCACUAUUAUCGAAGCCAUAAAGAUGGUUAUGAGAAAUACACUGCCUGGAAAAGGAUUUGGACAAGUAAUGGCAAAAGCGAGCCCAGUCCAAAAGCCUUCAUGGCUGAUCAGCAGCUUCCUUACUGGGUGCAGUGCACAAAGCCAGACUGCGGUAAAUGGCGUCAGCUGACAAAGGAAAUCCAGCUGACACCCCAGAUAGCAAAAACCUACAGAUGUGGUAUGAAACUGAACAAUUCCACCAAGACUGAGGGCUCAGACCAGUGCUCCAUGCCUGAGGACUUGGAGGCUCUUACCCCUCAAAAAUGUAUCCAUCACAUCAUUGUCCGGGGGCUUGUGCGUAUUCGCUGUGUUCAGGAAAUGGAGAGGAUCCUGCAUUUCAUGACAAGGAAAGGACUAAUCAACACAGGGAUUUUAUCAGUCAGUCCUGACCAGUAUCUUCUUCCUAAGGAAUACCACAAUAAAUCUGUCAUUAUUGUUGGGGCUGGUGCAGCAGGAUUAGCAGCAGCCCGACAACUGUACAACUUUGGAAUUAAGGUCAUUGUCUUAGAGGCUAAAGACAGAAUUGGUGGCCGAGUGUGGGACGACAAGACGUUCAAAGGAGUCACUGUUGGGAGAGGUGCACAAAUUGUCAACGGAUGUGUCAACAACCCCAUGGCACUAAUGUGUGAGCAAGUAUCUGCGCGCUCAUGGGACCACAAUGAAUUCUUUGCCCAGUUUGCUGGAGAUCACACUCUUCUAACCGUGGGAUAUUCUACCGUGAUCGAUAAAUUGGCAGAAGGGCUGGACAUCCGGCUGAAUUUCCCAGUACAGAGUAUUGACUAUUCUGGUGAAGAAGUACAAGUUACUACUGCAGAUGGAACAGUGUGGACAACACAAAAGGUAUUGGUGACUCUACCACUGGCCCUUCUUCAGAAAAAUGCCAUUCAGUUUAAUCCUCCACUGUCGGAAAAAAAAAUUAAAGCCAUUAAUAGUUUGGGAGCGGGAGUCAUUGAGAAGAUUGCCUUGCAGUUUCCUUAUAGAUUUUGGGACAGUAAAAUCCAAGGAGCUGAUUUUUUUGGCCAUGUUCCACCCAAUUCCAGCCAACGUGGGCUCUUUAGUGUGUUCUAUGACAUGGAUCCAGAGGGCAAACAAAGCAUUUUGAUGACAGUGGUCACUGGGGAUGCUGUGACAACCAUUAGCAGUUUAGAUGACAAACAAGUACUGCAGCAGUGUAUGACUGUCCUUCGAGAGCUGUUUAAGGAGCAGGAGGUUCCUGACCCGGUGAAGUUUUUUGUUACUCGAUGGAGCGAAGACCCUUGGCUCCAGAUGGCGUACAGCUUUGUGAAAACCGGAGGCAGCGGGGAAGCUUACGACAUCAUCGCUGAAGACAUACAAGGCAAAGUUUUUUUUGCCGGUGAGGCCACAAAUAGGCACUUUCCUCAGACCGUGACAGGAGCUUACUUGAGUGGGGUUCGAGAAGCGAGCAAAAUAGCAGCGUUUUAA
Apaloderma vittatum (bar-tailed trogon) is the source of this 1773-nucleotide messenger RNA. RefSeq names its product lysine (K)-specific demethylase 1B (gene KDM1B). The coding region runs from base 1 to 1773 and encodes 590 amino acids. The record is from RefSeq and is a predicted model, not a curated record. Lineage: Eukaryota; Metazoa; Chordata; Aves; Trogoniformes; Trogonidae. Gene Ontology annotation, molecular function: oxidoreductase activity; zinc ion binding. The transcript has 16 exons.